This is a messenger RNA of Ziziphus jujuba (common jujube), 438 nucleotides long. RefSeq names its product PRA1 family protein F3. NCBI's taxonomy places the organism in Eukaryota, Viridiplantae, Streptophyta, Magnoliopsida, Rosales, Rhamnaceae. Bases 1 to 438 code for a protein of 145 amino acids. Gene Ontology annotation, cellular component: endoplasmic reticulum; Golgi apparatus. The record is from RefSeq and is a predicted model, not a curated record. Gene Ontology annotation, biological process: vesicle-mediated transport. The transcript has a single exon.
AUGGCGCAAGAUGAUGAAGCUCGUUUGCUGGAGUUCUUCAACUGUCCCAGCACCUUCGGCGAAGCCACAACGCGUGUGAAGCACAAUCUUUACUACUUCCGCAUCAGUUACUCCAUCGCCAUCCUCUAUAUCCUCUUGAUCAGCCUCUUAUGGCACCCACUCUCCAUGGUCAUUUUCGCCGUCUUCUUCCUUGGCUGGCUAGCAAUUGGAUACUUGUGCAAUGUAGAUCCAAUUGAGCUCAUAAACUGCACAAUCGAUUGCCACGGGUUCUUGGCUGUUCUUUGGGUCCUCAUCCUUUUUGCUCUGAUCUCUACCGGUUUCUGGCUUAAUGUCUUGGUUUCGAUCUUGAUUGGUUCUGCGCUUGUUGGAAUCCACUCCUUGUUUAGGAGAACGGAGGAUCUGUAUUAUGUGGAACCGAUACUCACCGAGAGUCCAUAA